AUGUCUUCGACGGCAUUCAUUUUGGUUGCGCAGACGGCCAACACCUACCGUGAUAUCUUCUCCUACUGCCUCCCUUCUUCCGCGAGAUACACCGGCCAUCUCACCUUCGGGUCCGCCGGAAUCUCUAGCUCCGUAAAAUACACGCCCUUCUCGUCUUUUCUAAGACACGCAUCCGCUUAUGGCCUCGAUAUCUUAGGCAUCACUGUCGGCAAUCAGAAGCUGGAUAUUCCUUUAACCGUGUUCUCGACUCCCGGCGCUAUAAUCGACUCCGGUACCGUCAUCACUCGCCUCCCUCCAAAAGCCUAUGAGGUGAUGCGGACCGUUUUUAAAAAACAAAUGUCGGCCUUAAAUUAUACCACUACGUCGCCGUACUUGCUCUUUGACACGUGCUACGACUUCACCGGCUUGAAGACGGUGGCAGUUCCGAAGAUUGCGUUCACCUUCGGUGGCGACACCGUCGUGGAGCUUGGUCCGAAAGGGUUGUUGUAUACGAUCAAGAUGUCGCAGGUUUGUUUGGCGUUUAUAGGGAAUAAAGACGACAAUGAUAUCGCUAUCUUUGGGAACUAUCAACAGAAGACAUUUCAAGUUGUGUACGAUAAAGCGGGCGGGUCGGGUUUGCUCCGAAUAGUUGUAGUUAGUGAGUAA
This is a messenger RNA of Microthlaspi erraticum, 645 nucleotides long. Lineage: Eukaryota; Viridiplantae; Streptophyta; Magnoliopsida; Brassicales; Brassicaceae. The record is from the annotation of a GenBank genome assembly.